AUGGUGGCUGCCAGUGACAAGCAGACCCAAAACCUGGCCAAGAUUCUGCUAGCCACCACCACGGAGUCCCCUGAGGAGCGGACCCGCUGCCUUCGCCAGCUUGCCAAUGGCCAAGAAAGAGUCUGGUACACUGUAUUAGACUUGAAGGAUGCCUUUUUCAGCCUGCUGCUAGCGCCUCAAAGCCAACCCCUGUUUGCCUUCGAAUGGCACGACCCAGAGGAAGGCUACAGUGGACAAUUAACCUGGACACGAUUGCCCCAAGGAUUCAAGAAUUCGCCCACCAUCUUCGACGAGGUGCUGCAUGAAGACCUCGACGAGCGCGAAGGAGUAGCAAAAGGGGUUUUAACCCAGGCUUUAGGCCCCUGGAGUAGCCCGGUAGUGUAUUUGUCUAAAAAGCUGGAUCCCAUAGUCACCGGCUGGCCACCGUGCCUAAGAAUCAUUGCGGCAACCACGCUCUUAGUUAAGGAUGCCGACAAACUGACCCUGGGACAGGAGAUAUGGAUCAUGACCCCGCAUGCCAUUGAGGGGGUCCUAAAACAGCCUCCUGAUAGGUGUAUGAGCAACGCUCGCAUGACCCACUAUCAAAGCUUGUUGAUCAACCCCCCUAGAGUAUGGUUCCAUCCCAGUGGGGCCCUCAACCCUGCUACCCUGCUACCUGACCCCGACCUAGAUGCCCGACUACAUGACUGUGCGGGAAUCCUAGAGCAGGUACAUGGACUUCGGAAGGACUUGACCAAUCGUCCCCUCCCGGAUGCAGAGGCCACCUGGUUCAUGGAUGGAAGCAGCUUCGUGCGGAACGGGUAUAAGAAAGCUCUUUUGGCUGCUCCAGCCCUGGGCCUACCAGACAUUACGAAACCCUUUUGCCUCUUUGUAGACGAGCGCGAAGGAGUAGCAAAAGGGGUUUUAACCCAGGCUUUAGGCCCCUGGAGUAGCCCGGUAGUGUAUUUGUCUAAAAAGCUGGAUCCCAUAGUCACCGGCUGGCCACCGUGCCUAAGAAUCAUUGCGGCAACCACGCUCUUAGUUAAGGAUGCCGACAAACUGACCCUGGGACAGGAGAUAUGGAUCAUGACCCCGCAUGCCAUUGAGGGGGUCCUAAAACAGCCUCCUGAUAGGUGUAUGAGCAACGCUCGCAUGACCCACUAUCAAAGCUUGUUGAUCAACCCCCCUAGAGUAUGGUUCCAUCCCAGUGGGGCCCUCAACCCUGCUACCCUGCUACCUGACCCCGACCUAGAUGCCCGACUACAUGACUGUGCGGGAAUCCUAGAGCAGGUACAUGGACUUCGGAAGGACUUGACCAAUCGUCCCCUCCCGGAUGCAGAGGCCACCUGGUUCAUGGAUGGAAGCAGCUUCGUGCGGAACGGGUGCAGGUACGUGGGUGCGGCGGUGGUCACCGACACAAACACCAUGUGCGCGGAGGCUCUGCCCCCUGGGACGUCAGCUCAAUGAGCAGAACUCAUUGCACUCACCAAGGCACUGACACUGGGGGCUGGGAAACGGCUUAACGUUUACACAGACAGCCGUUAUGCAUUUGCUACAGCUCAUGUUCACGGGGCAAUCUACCAGGAAAGAGGGCUAUUGACAGCAGAGGGAUGGACAAUAAAAAAUAAGCAGGAAAUCCUCGACCUGCUCGCAGCCUUAUGACUUCCUGCCAAGUUAGCCAUAAUCCACUGCCAGGGACACCAAAGAGCCAAUGACCCGGUAGCGAAAGGUAACCAAAAGGCUGACCAGGCUGCAAAGGCAGUAGCCCUUACCUCGGUCCCUACCAUGGCCUUACAACUACCAGACCCAGGGGACCCAGUCUUACCAGACCAGCCCAAGUACUCCCAGGAAGAGUUGCAACGUAUCAGAAAGCUCCCCAGAGCCCAGGAAAUAAAGGGAUGGUGGCAUACACCAGAAGGAGAACUUAUACUGCCGGAUUGGCUCGGGGACACGAUAUUAAAACAUAUGCACCAAUCCACUCACCUGGGAACCCGGAAAAUGAAGGACUUAAUUCAACAUGCCAGGAUCAAAAUUCACCAGCAGAAUACCAAGAUAGAUCAGGUUGUGUCUGCCUGCAAGACCUGUCAACUUACAAACGCAAGGGUCGGAUCAAAUGAAAAAGGAGCCAGGCUCAGAGGCACCAAACCGGGAGCACAAUGGGAGGUCGACUUCACUGAAAUCAAACCAGGGAAGUAUGGUUAUAAAUAUCUUUUAGUAUUUAUAGAUACCUUCUCUGGCUGGGUAGAGGCAUACCCAACCAAGCAUGAAACAGCUCAGAUGGUGGCCAAGAAGCUGCUGGAAGACAUCUUACCCAGAGGGCUCCAGAGGGCGCACAAGGACAUUUGGCCGUGCCUCCGUGCCAUCUACGAGACCGGCCCAACCCCAACUCCUCAUCAGCACAGACCAGGAGAUUGGGUCUACGUCAGAAGGCACCGCCGGGAGACCCUCGAGCCACGUUGGAAGGCUCCCUACACUGUGGUGCUGACGACCCCCACCGCUCUCAAGGUAGACAGGGUCUCGACCUGGGUCCAUCACACUCACGUCAGGUCAGCGGACCCAUCCGUGAUCCAGGAAGACUUUGUCACCAAAUGGAGCGUCGAUCGAGAUCAACGCAACCCGCUCAAGCUCAAGCUACGGCGUGCUCAACCUGUCUGAUGCUGGUAACCUUGCUUGCGAUCACUCCUGCUACCGGGAGCCCCCACAAUACUGU
Messenger RNA from Myotis brandtii (Brandt's bat), 2689 nucleotides. RefSeq lists its product as uncharacterized. NCBI's taxonomy places the organism in Eukaryota, Metazoa, Chordata, Mammalia, Chiroptera, Vespertilionidae. Gene Ontology annotation, molecular function: RNA-DNA hybrid ribonuclease activity; nucleic acid binding. The transcript is spliced from 5 exons. Gene Ontology annotation, biological process: DNA integration. The record is from RefSeq and is a predicted model, not a curated record.